Gavialis gangeticus (Gharial) is the source of this 720-nucleotide messenger RNA. RefSeq names its product peptidylprolyl isomerase H (gene PPIH). Gene Ontology annotation, biological process: protein folding; protein peptidyl-prolyl isomerization. NCBI's taxonomy places the organism in Eukaryota, Metazoa, Chordata, Crocodylia, Gavialidae. Gene Ontology annotation, molecular function: peptidyl-prolyl cis-trans isomerase activity. The record is from RefSeq and is a predicted model, not a curated record. The transcript is spliced from 10 exons. Gene Ontology annotation, cellular component: intracellular membrane-bounded organelle. The coding region runs from base 43 to 576 and encodes 177 amino acids.
CCGGGCGGAAGUUGCCGCCGCGUUUCCGGUUCCGGGGGCGUCAUGUCGGUGCUGGCCUCCAACCCCAACAACCCGGUCGUUUUCUUCGAUGUCACCAUCGGCGGGCAGGAGGUGGGCCGCAUGAAGAUCGAGCUGUUCGCCGACGUGGUGCCCAAGACGGCCGAGAACUUCAGGCAGUUUUGCACAGGUGAAUUCAGGAAAGAUGGUGUCCCUAUAGGUUACAAGGGGAGCACUUUCCACCGGGUGAUAAAGGAUUUCAUGAUCCAGGGAGGCGACUUUGUAAAUGGAGAUGGCACUGGGGUGGCUAGUAUAUACCGAGGUCCCUUUGCAGAUGAAAACUUCAAACUCAAACACUCUGCUCCUGGACUCUUGUCUAUGGCAAACAGUGGUCCAAGUACAAAUGGGUGUCAGUUCUUCAUCACAUGCUCCAAAUGUGACUGGCUAGAUGGGAAACAUGUUGUGUUUGGUAAAAUCAUCGAUGGGCUCCUGGUUAUGAGAAAAAUUGAAAACGUACCAACUGGUCCAAAUAACAAACCCAAACUGCCUGUAGUGAUCUCGCAGUGUGGUGAAAUGUAGAGCGGUGAAAGCAGAAGUCUUGGUCUGGUCACUGUUCCCACAUCACCCGUCCCUGCAGCUGCCUCAGCCUAAUCCUGCAGGUUACAGCUGUGCUGUUGCCACUUCACAGGCAUUUCAGAUAUUCCAGGUCUACAACUUCUUUUU